UGAUUUUCCCUUCUCGUUGCCCUCAGUGUCGUCUCCUCAGUUCUCUGUCGCUGUCAACAAAAAUUCCUGCAUCGUUCUUUCGGUUUUCCUUCCUCACUACUCUUCCUUGUAGCGGGGGUGCUCGCUUGACAUUAUCUGGAUUUUUUUUGAGCUCCACUCCUCUUUUGCCUCCCACUAUAUUCCAGCUGAUCUCCACUGAUCCUCAGUGUCCUUGUUGCGAAAGAAGAUGGAUCUAAGAAUCUAACGAACUGGAGAGCCAGGACUGCUUCAUGGCUCUCCACGCUUCCGCUUCUUGCGCAGGAGGCCCGGCAUCAAUUUCCCGGCUAAGGUCCAGAAAUUCUUUCUCCUUUCCCAUGUCUUUCCGUGGGAGGCGAUGCAUCCGACAUGGCAUCUGCCCUUCUAUUGUUAGCUCGUGCUUUCCUCUCCCGGCUGGAAGAAGCCGAGAUUGUAUAAAAGCACUUUCAGCUGAUAAUGACCUUCCGUUGGAUAAUUCAUCUCUCGUUGUUUGCUUUGGAGAAAUGCUGAUCGAUUUUGUGCCAACCACAAGCGGACUAUCAUUGUCUGAGGCUUCGGCAUUCAAGAAAGCACCUGGAGGUGCUCCUGCUAACGUUGCUGUGGGCAUAGCUCGACUUGGCGGUCAAUCUGCUUUUAUUGGGAAGGUUGGUGAAGAUGAAUUUGGAUAUAUGCUAGCUGAUAUUUUGAAGAAAAACAACGUGAACAGUGAGGGAUUGCGCUUCGAUCCUGGUGCUAGAACGGCCUUGGCAUUUGUCACAUUGCGAAGUGAUGGAGAACGAGAAUUCAUGUUUUAUCGCAAUCCAAGUGCUGACAUGCUUCUAGAAGAAGGAGAGAUUGACUUUGAUAUUAUUAGAAAGGCAAAAAUCUUCCACUAUGGAUCUAUAAGUCUUAUCACAGAACCAUGCAAGUCUGCUCAUGUCGCAGCAGCUAAAACUGCUAAGGAUGCUGGGGUGCUUCUUUCCUAUGAUCCUAACUUGAGACUACCAUUAUGGCCUUCUGCAGAGAGUGCUAGAGAGGGAAUUCUUAGCAUAUGGGAUACUGCUGAUAUCAUAAAAGUAAGUGAAGAGGAAAUAUCUUUCUUGACAAGAGGAGAAAAUCCUUAUGAUGAUGGUGUCGUUCGUAAACUAUUCCAUCCUAAUCUGAAACUUAUGCUCGUCACUGAAGGUCCAAAUGGCUGCAGAUAUUAUUCGAAGGAUUUCAAUGGUAGAGUGCAUGGGUUAAAAGUAGAAACAAUUGAUACUACUGGGGCUGGGGAUGCUUUUGUUGCUGGAUUAUUGUCGCAAUUAGCCAAUGAUGUUUCUUUGCUCAAGGAUGAAGAUCGACUCAGAGAAGCUCUAAGAUAUGCCAAUGCAUGUGGAGCUCUUACAGUCACAGAAAGGGGAGCCAUUCCCGCUCUCCCAACCAGAGAAGCUGUACUGAAUGCUCUCGUCAAUGUCAUUGCUUAAGCUCUUAAGCUGCUACAUGAUCUGCUCUGGAGGCCCAUAUCUCUCUCUCAGAAAUCCAUCUGAAUUUCCAGAUUUUGUUACAGAUCCAAUGUGGGAUGCAUGUGUUUUAACUGAAAAUCUGGUGCUUAAUUUGUAUUAUUAAUUUUUUCUUUUUU
Messenger RNA from Phalaenopsis equestris, 1615 nucleotides. RefSeq names its product probable fructokinase-6, chloroplastic. The transcript is spliced from 7 exons. Bases 270 to 1460 code for a protein of 396 amino acids. NCBI's taxonomy places the organism in Eukaryota, Viridiplantae, Streptophyta, Magnoliopsida, Asparagales, Orchidaceae. Gene Ontology annotation, molecular function: fructokinase activity. Gene Ontology annotation, cellular component: cytosol; chloroplast stroma. Gene Ontology annotation, biological process: fructose metabolic process. The record is from RefSeq and is a predicted model, not a curated record.